GCAGGGCGGGAGUGAGCGAGGCCGGCGGGUGGGCGGGCGGGCGUCGCUGACUCGGGCCCCUGGCCGCCAGAAGCAGUAAUAGCCAUGUUGCAAAUAUAACAACUUAAAAGCUUCUACUGAACUGAAAGUAUUUCUGCACCACUUACUGAGCUUUAGUUCUUAAAAAAGUUUCCUGUUCAUAAAACCUAGGAUUAACACUAAAGCCCCACAAUGUCCUUGAAACCACGAGUAGUUGACUUUGAUGAAACAUGGAACAAACUUUUAACAACAAUUAAAGCUGUUGUUAUGUUGGAUUAUGUUGAGAGAGCAACAUGGAAUGAUCGCUUCUCAGACAUUUAUGCUUUGUGUGUGGCCUAUCCUGAACCUCUUGGAGAGAGACUUUAUACUGAGACUAAAAUUUUUUUGGAAAAUCAUGUACGCCACUUGCACAAGGUAACCCAUACAGUUACUGAUGUACAUAGAGUUUUGGAAGCUGAAGAACAAGUACUGGUUAUGUAUCACAGAUACUGGGAAGAGUAUAGCAAAGGGGCAGACUAUAUGGACUGUUUAUACAGGUACCUCAACACACAGUUUAUUAAGAAGAACAAAUUGACUGAAGCUGAUCUUCAGUAUGGGUAUGGAGGGGUGGAUAUGAAUGAACCAUUGAUGGAAAUAGGAGAGCUAGCUCUUGAUAUGUGGAGAAAAUUAAUGAUUGAGCCACUGCAGGCCAUCCUUAUUCGGAUGCUCCUCCGAGAAAUAAAAAACCCAAGCACUCCUCCUACAAGGCAAGCUGAAUAUCAACUUACGCAUUUUUGUUUCAACACAACAGGAAGCCGUCAAGAUCUCAAAUUUGAUCGCUGUGGAGAAGACCCAAACCAGAAAGUAAUCCAUGGGGUUAUUAACUCCUUUGUUCAUGUUGAACAGUAUAAGAAAAAAUUCCCCCUAAAGUUUUAUCAGGAAAUUUUUGAGUGUCCUUUUCUGAAUGAAACAGGGGAGUAUUAUAAACAAGAAGCUUCAAAUUUAUUGCAAGAGUCAAAUUGCUCACAAUACAUGGAGAAGGUUUUAGGUAGAUUAAAAGAUGAAGAAAUGCGGUGUCGGAAAUACUUGCAUCCCAGCUCAUAUGGCAAAGUGAUUCAUGAAUGCCAGCAGAGGAUGGUAGCUGAUCACUUGCAGUUUCUACAUGCAGAAUGUCACAAUAUUAUCAGACAAGAGAAAAGAAGCGACAUGGCAAAUAUGUAUACUCUACUUCGUGCUGUGUCAAGUGGUUUACCUCAUAUGAUUCAGGAACUACAAAACCAUAUCCAUGAUGAGGGCCUUAGAGCAACCAGCAAUCUUUCUCAGGAAAAUAUGCCAACUCAGUUUGUGGAGUCAGUUUUGGAAGUACAUAGUAAAUUUGUUCAACUCAUCAACACUGUUUUGAAUGGUGAUCAACACUUUAUGAGUGCCCUUGACAAGGCUUUGACAUCAGUAGUUAACUAUAGGGAGCCCAAGUCGAUCUGCAAAGCACCUGAGUUGCUGGCCAAGUACUGUGACAACUUGUUGAAGAAAUCAGCAAAAGGAAUGACAGAGAAUGAAGUAGAAGACAAACUUACGAGUUUCAUUACUGUUUUCAAAUACAUUGAUGACAAAGAUGUAUUCCAAAAGUUCUAUGCCAGAAUGUUGGCAAAAAGAUUAAUUCAUGGUCUGUCUAUGUCUAUGGAUUCUGAAGAAGCCAUGAUUAAUAAACUAAAGCAAGCCUGUGGUUAUGAAUUUACCAGCAAGCUCCAUCGAAUGUAUACAGACAUGAGUGUUAGUGCUGAUCUCAACAAUAAAUUCAACAACUUUAUCAAAAACCAGGAUACAAUUAUAGAUUUGGGAAUUAGUUUUCAGAUAUACGUUCUACAGGCUGGUGCAUGGCCUCUAACUCAGGCUCCUUCUUCUACGUUUGCAAUUCCUCAGGAACUGGAAAAAAGUGUACAGAUGUUUGAAUUAUUUUACAGUCAGCAUUUUAGUGGAAGGAAGCUUACUUGGUUACAUUAUCUUUGUACAGGUGAAGUAAAAAUGAAUUAUUUGUGCAAACCUUAUGUAGCCAUGGUCACAACAUACCAAAUGGCAGUGUUGCUUGCCUUCAACAACAGUGAAACUGUCAGUUACAAGGAGCUUCAGGAUAGUACGCAAAUGAAUGAGAAGGAACUGACAAAGACCAUCAAAUCCUUACUUGAUGUCAAAAUGAUCAACCAUGACUCAGACAAGGAAGAUAUAGAGACAGAGUCUACAUUUUCAUUAAAUAUGAACUUCAGCAGUAAACGAACAAAAUUUAAAAUUACAACAUCAAUGCAGAAAGACACACCACAGGAGAUGGAGCAGACCAGAAGUGCUGUAGAUGAAGACAGAAAAAUGUAUCUUCAAGCUGCUAUAGUCCGUAUCAUGAAAGCACGUAAAGUGUUGCGACACAAUGCUCUUAUUCAAGAGGUAAUUAGCCAAUCAAGAGCUAGGUUUAACCCAAGUAUCAGCAUGAUUAAGAAGUGUAUUGAAGUUCUGAUAGACAAACAGUACAUAGAGCGAAGCCAGGCCUCUGCAGACGAAUACAGUUACGUAGCGUGAUGUUGCUGUCCUGCAGGUAUGAUUGUAAGGAGAUCAUUGCUGUCACUGUUUGGUGUGUUCCUGUGGGAAGAGGCAGGCCUGUGCCUCCAUAAUUGGUCACUUGGCAGCCCCUGUUUUUCUGCUGUUUACAACAUCACCAGUGCCAUGUCAUGAGCGUCAAUGAAAAUGCCUAUAGAUAUUUCAAGCUCAUGUCAUUAUGACAUUUCUUAAAACUUUACUAAAAGAAUGAGUGAAGUAUUGCUGAAAUGUGGAAAAUUGGUUGGGUACCAUGCUUUUUUUUUUUUCCCCUCCCCUUUCACGUUUGCAGUUGAUGUUUUUUAAUGUAUCUUAAGACAAAGUAAAAAAAAAAAAAACAACACAAAAACCUAAAUAUUGUAAUAUGACAGAUAACCUAAUAAUUGUAUCUACAUUAAAAUGUAAAAAAAAUUACGAACAUGAUACUGCUGCUUGUCAAAUAAAAAAAUAAAGUUAUAUAAUGUGUCUCGAAUGAUUGUAGAAAUGGAUAUAUAGCACUAAUGCCUGUAAAUAUUAUUCAGACCUGGAAGAAUAAAAAUAAUGUUACACGUUUGGGUUUUGGAUACCCUCCGAAGUAGAUCUGACCUAAGAAGUAAUUUAUAUAAAACUGAAUACCAGGUAUGUUAUGUUUGAUGUGAUUAUAAAAAUAUAUUUAUGGUUAAGUGCA
Messenger RNA from Phalacrocorax carbo (great cormorant), 3244 nucleotides. The record is from RefSeq and is a predicted model, not a curated record. Lineage: Eukaryota; Metazoa; Chordata; Aves; Suliformes; Phalacrocoracidae.